Bolinopsis microptera is the source of this 1786-nucleotide messenger RNA. Its product is annotated as lysosomal Pro-X carboxypeptidase-like. Gene Ontology annotation, molecular function: serine-type exopeptidase activity; dipeptidyl-peptidase activity. Lineage: Eukaryota; Metazoa; Ctenophora; Tentaculata; Lobata; Bolinopsidae. The record is from RefSeq and is a predicted model, not a curated record. Gene Ontology annotation, biological process: negative regulation of systemic arterial blood pressure; regulation of blood vessel endothelial cell migration; proteolysis. The transcript has a single exon. The coding region runs from base 1 to 1470 and encodes 489 amino acids.
AUGACAAAACUACUAGUACUCCUUCUUGUUCUUCUCCAGAUGGCUCUUACCCAGAGACUUAUGGGUAGCUUACUCCGCAAUGAUAUUCCACAAGAAAACAGCUGGAAAACCAUUUUCGUGAAACAAAGAGUUGACCACUUCGCCUUUGACCAAGCCUCCAACGAGAGGCACUUCUCUCAGAAGAUUCUAGUAAACCUGGACCACUGGAAGCCUGGUGGUGCUCUGUUCUUCUACACUGGUAACGAGGGUGCAAUUGAGCUUUUCGCACAAAACACCGGCUUUGUGUUUGACAUUGCUCCUGCUUUCGACGCUGCAGUCGUCUUCGCAGAACAUAGGUACUACGGGGUAUCCAUGCCUUAUGGAAGCUUAAACGAGUCCUUCAGUGACUGGACUAAGUCCAGAUAUCUUACAGUUGAACAAGCCAUGGCUGACUUUGCUGAUAACAUCGUCUGGUUAAAAGAAAGCUAUCUCAACAAGACUGACACACCUGCCAUAACAUUUGGUGGAUCGUACGGAGGUAUGCUGGCUGCCUGGAUGAGAGCCAAGUAUCCAAGUCUGGUCCAAGGAGCUAUCGCUGCAUCUGCUCCAGUCUGGAUGUUCCCGGGAAUGUUAAAGGACUUUACAGGACCGUACCGUAUCAUCACACAGGUGUUCCGUGAUGCUCAACCUGACUGCCCUGCAAAGGUCACACAGUCCUGGGAUGUUAUCACUGAGAUGGGCAAGACAACUGCUGGUUUGAAGCAGCUCACUAACCUCUUCCGCACUUGUAAGCCUCUGGACCGUGAUGGAGUCAUAUCACUCAGCAACUGGCUGAAUGGAAUGUACUUUGACAUGGCCAUGGUGAACUACCCUUAUCCUACCAGUUUUCUAGCAGACCUCCCUGCCUGGCCGGUGAAAGAGUUCUGCAGAAGAACCAACACUUCAGAAGAUGUGGUGACUGCUAUAGCCACAGGAGCUCAGAUGUACUCCAACUACACAGGCAAGUUGGAGUGUCUAGAUUUGGACUCGGACCCUGCUGGUGAUCUAGGAAUGACUGGGUGGGAUUAUCAGGCUUGUAUGGAGAUGAUCCUUCCCAUCUCCAGUGACAAGUCCGUGGAUAUGUUCCCUGACGACAAGUUUGAUCUGGAAUCGUACGUUUCGUCCUGCGAGCAACAGUGGAACACCACCGCUCGACCUUUCUGGCUCAAAUACUUCUUCGGUGGAAUGGACGGGUUUGACUUUUCCGGUUACUCCAAAAUCUUCUUCUCCAAUGGGAGGUUGGACCCCUGGGCUGCUGGAGGAACUGUGAUUAUUGAGGAGAAGUUCUGUCUGGCAGACUGUCCCAACAUCCUGAUAGAGGACGGAGCACAUCACCUGGACCUCCGGUCCUCAAACCCUGCUGAUCCGGAGAGUGUUCUUAUGGCUAGAAAACAGGAGGUGGACGCUAUCAAACGGUGGACUGCUAGACCUGGCACUAGGUUUGAGCUUUGAAUACUAAACGUUGAGAGAUUUUAUACUCGAUUCUCCAAGGAAAUCCAGUGACUUAAUACUUCGUUGAUCAAGCGCGCAUUUUUUAUGAAAUAAAAAGAUAUUAAAAUACCUAAUAAGGGAACGGUUAGAUUUGAUAUAAAAUUGGAUGCUAUGAUUAUAAUUGUUAAAUAUGUUUUUAUAACUCUUUGUUUGCAGAGAUGGUAUUGUUGUAUUUUCAGAUUAUGACCCAACCCGGUUGAUACUUUUAGACUAAUAUGUUAACUUUUGUAUAAUUUUUCAUCAUUGAUUGUAUUCGUUCGAAUGUUUCUUUUGCAAA